Stylonychia lemnae is the source of this 669-nucleotide messenger RNA. NCBI's taxonomy places the organism in Eukaryota, Ciliophora, Spirotrichea, Sporadotrichida, Oxytrichidae. The record is from the annotation of a GenBank genome assembly.
AUGAGACCAACAGAUCUAAAUUUUAGAUCUCCUAAAUAAAGAACAGCUGAAAUUCUAUACCCAAUUGUGAAAAAUGAUGGGAAAACAAUAGAUCUAGCUUAUGAUUAAAGAAUAAGACUCAGGUCUUCAGAGGAGAAAAAGAGAUAUUCUUCUUUUAAUCAAGAGAAGCGGUUUAAUUACUAUGAUGCCAUGAUCAUUUCAAGAAGAAGAGGACCCGGAGCAUAUGAAACUUAAAAUGAGAAUACUAUACUUCAAAAAGUGCAAAGCAGUAAAAGAAAAAGUAAAGAGCCAUUUAUUGGACUAGGAAAGAAUUACAAUAAUGGAUUAAGUCAAUUUGGCAAUACGAUAAUGUUUGAUGAUACCUUUGCAAACAAAGACUUUAAAAAAACAAUAAAUAAGCUUUAAAGAGACACCGUCAAUUAUAUAAACUAGGAUGUUAAAUUUGAAAUGACUGCUCCACUAUAUUCUACUAAAGACAUAUCAGGCAAGGAAUUCACUAAUUUUACUUGUUUUAGAAUUGAUAAGAUAAUAGAACUUUCAUAAUCAAUACUCAGUAAGAAGCUACAGGGACAAGUUAGCAUAAUGAGUAGAUGUCAGUAGAAGUUUUCAGACCAAAGAUGCCUCGUUUUCUGGGAUAUAAACAACUAGGGAUUCAAGGACAAGCACUGA